Molecule: messenger RNA, 2485 nt
Organism: Cercocebus atys (sooty mangabey)
Lineage: Eukaryota; Metazoa; Chordata; Mammalia; Primates; Cercopithecidae
Gene: CR1L
Product: complement component (3b/4b) receptor 1-like
Biological process (GO): negative regulation of complement activation, classical pathway
Source: RefSeq, a predicted model, not a curated record
CCUGUCAAGCACCCUGGAAACUUUGUGAGUUUGGGGAUUGUUGUGUCCAAUAACCGGACUCAGAAGGGACUUCCCUGCUCGACUGGCUCUCGGUUUCUCUGCUCACCUCCGGAUAAAUUACGGGGUCUCCCGCAUCGCGUAUGGCGCCUCCCGUCCGCCUCCAGCGUCCUUUUCCUUCCCGGCGCUUUCCUGGGUUGCUUCUGGCGGCCCUGGUGUUGCGGCUGUCCUCCUUCUCCGAUCAAUGCAAUGCCCCAGAACAGCUUCCAUUUGCCAGGCCUACCAACCUAACUGAUGCAUCUGAGUUUCCCGUUGGGACACAUCUGAAGUAUGAAUGCCUCCCUGGUUAUCACGGAAAACCAUUUUCUAUCAUCUGCCUAAAAAACUCAGUCUGGACAAGUGCUAAGGACAAGUGCACACGUAAAUCAUGUCAUAAUCCUAAAGAUCCUGUGAAUGGCAUGGUGCAUGUGAUCAAAGACAUCCAGUUCGGAUCCCAAAUUAAUUAUUCUUGUAAUAAAGGAUACCGACUCAUUGGUUCCUCGUCCGCCACAUGCAUCAUCUCAGACAAUACUGUCAUUUGGGAUAAUGAAACACCUAUUUGUGAGAUAAUUCCUUGUGGGCUACCCCCCACCAUCGCCAAUGGAGAUUUCUUUAGCACCAGCAGAGAGUAUUUUCCCUACGGAUCUGUGGUGACCUACCGCUGCAAUCUUGGAAGCGGAAGGAAAAAGCUGUUUGAGCUCGUGGGUGAGCCCUCCAUAUACUGCACCAGCAAAGAUGACCAAGUGGGCAUCUGGAGCGGCCCGGCCCCUCAGUGCAUUAUACCUAACAAAUGUAUGCCUCCAAAUGUGGAAAAUGGAAUAUUGGUAUCUGUCAACAGAAGCUUAUUUUCCUUAAAUGAAGUUGUGGAGUUUAGGUGUCAGCCUGGCUUUGUCAUGAAAGGACCCCGCCAUGUGCAAUGCCAGGCCCUGAACAAAUGGGAGCCAGAGUUACCAAGCUGCUCCAGGGUGUGUCAGCCGCCUCCAGAAAUCCUGCAUGGUGAGCAUACUCCAAGCCAUCAGGACUUUUCACCUGGGCAGGAAGUGUUCUACAGCUGUGAGCCCGGCUAUGACCUCAGAGGGGCUGCGUCUCUGCACUGCACGCCCCAGGGAGACUGGAACCCUGAAGCCCCCAUAUGUACAGUGAAAUCCUGUGAUGACUUCCUGGGCCAACUUCCUCAUGGCCGUGUGCUGUUUCCACUCAAUCUCCAGCUUGGAGCAAAGGUGUCCUUUGUUUGCGAUGAAGGGUUCCGAUUAAAAGGCAGGUUUGCUAGUCAUUGUGUCUUGGCUGGAAUGAAAGCCCUUUGGAAUAGCAGUGUUCCAGUGUGUGAACAAAUCUUUUGCCCAAAUCCUCCAGCUAUCCUUAAUGGGAGACACAUAGGAGCUCCCCUUGGAGAUAUUCCCUAUGGAAAAGAAGUAUCUUACACAUGCGACCCUCCAGACAGAGGGAUGACCUUCAACCUCAUUGGGGAGAGCACCAUCCGCUGCACAAGUGACCCUCAAGGGAAUGGGGUUUGGAGCAGCCCCGCCCCUCGCUGUGAACUUUCUGUUCCUGCUGGUGCAAAUGACGCUCUUAUAGUUGGUAAGUUUUAUGAAGGGUUUGCUGAGGAAUUCUGGCAUCCUUAACAGUAAGUACCUACUUACAAUGAAUGAAAUGCAAAAAGAGAGAUUAAAAUAUCUUGAGUUGUAAAUUCAACUAGAAAGAAAAUCAUGAUGAGUUUAGGCCAGGAUAUGGUGGAACUGGCAUCAUCAUAUGCCAGGUUACUGAGUAACCUUCCUCAAAGGUUCUUUACUAUCUUUGAACCACUACAAAUGCAUAAUCAUUCAACAGUGUCAAAAAUAACUUAUUUGAAUGUGGUGGGAGAAUGAAGCUUCUUCUUUGGGUUAUAACCUGGAGUAUGCUUCCAGAUGGUGAUUGUGCCCAUUUGCACAAAUAGAAAGCCACAAGAUCAGUCUUCUGAGCCCAUAUCUGUGAUCUGCCUAUGUUAGAAGAGUAGUUUUGUAAUAGAGUUUGCUUCCAAGGGAAUUUCUGUGGCAUGGUAUUCUUACAUCCCUUUUUACACAUCUGGACACUGAGACAUGGAGGGUUUAGGUACCUUGCCCAAGACCACAGAAUGGGGUAGCCUGGGUCUACCUACCUGUGGAGACUGUGCACUUUAACAAUCAAUAAAUGGACAAAGGACCUACAUAUAUAAUUCAACAAGAGAGAAAAUUCCAGUACUGUCACAAUGAAAUGCCUGUGUGUUAAGCCUUAGGCAAGACACACGGGCAGGGCCAUGGAGAGCUGAUGGCCAGCUGCCCCAUCGUGGUUCUCACUUACUUUUGGAAAAGUUGAUGUUGGACUAAAGGUUACAAAACAGCUCAGAUCACACCUUAACUAUAAUAACCCUGUGGGAGUAAGACUAAUACUAUAGAAACCCAGAGUAAAGCAGAAUGUAUAGUUACAUCUUAAA